Molecule: messenger RNA, 1329 nt
Organism: Pungitius pungitius (ninespine stickleback)
Lineage: Eukaryota; Metazoa; Chordata; Actinopteri; Perciformes; Gasterosteidae
Product: troponin I, fast skeletal muscle-like
Exons: 7
Coding region: 681-1196 (171 amino acids)
Biological process (GO): skeletal muscle contraction; cardiac muscle contraction
Cellular component (GO): troponin complex
Source: RefSeq, a predicted model, not a curated record
UAAAUACAAUAUUUCAGGAAACUUACACAAUAAGUCAACAAGUCUCCAACAUGUCUUUGAAAUUGGUUUGUUCUCACUCGUUCAGGAGCUCUUACAUCACCAAACUACAGCUUUAUUCCUCUAGAGUCCAGAGGUUCCUCCGUACAUUCUGGAUGUUCUACAGAAGAGUUUGUUCAUCAAUUCAGAGGCCAUUAUUUGUCUAUUUCUGAUUCAUGGAGUUAUACAAAGACAUGUGUGACAUUUCUUGAGUAGAAACCUUUGACUCCAGUUUGCCAACAAUAUGAAGCAAGAAUUCUGAACCUGUCUUCAUCCCAUCUUCACAUUUCCAUCGUGUAGAUGGAUGUGCUCACAUUCAUGGUCUUGGUGGCGCUCAUUCAGCUCAGAGUGAGUCUCUUAACAAUGCCUCCUCUUGUCCCCCCACCUCUCUGUGUGGGAGGAAACCUGAGAGCCCGUCCAUCCCGAAGAGGGAGAACUUUACGAGGUUCCUGGAGGUAUUUCUGGAGCCUGCUGGCCCAUUGGUUCUGAGGACUGUGCUACCAUAAAGAGGGCGGCGUUGCUGCUGAGUCAGCGCCUCACGCCGUAUAUACCAGUUUGAUGUGGGGGUCCAGGACGUGGCAGCAUCUCCCCCUCUUCUUCUCCUUCUUCCACUGCAUCCUGCCAGGCCGAGGAGCACCAGCAGCAUGUCUGAGGUGAAGAAAAUGACGUCGAGCCGCCGGCACCAGCUGAAGAGUCUGAUGCUGCAGAUCGCCGCCGGCUGGAUUGAGCAGGAGAAGAAGGACCUGGUGGCGGCGAAGGAGGCGUACAUGUCUGAGACGUGCCCCGCCCCCGACAUGAGUGGAGACAUGGCCGCCCUCAUGGAACUCUGCAAGAAGAUCCACCAGGACAUCGACAAGAUCGACGAGGCGAGGUACGACGCCGAGUCCAAGGUCCGCAAGAGCGACGGCGAGAUCAACGACUUGAAACUGAAGGUGGUGGAGCUGGCCGGGGUGAAGAAGCCGGCCCUGAAGAAGGUCCGCAUGUCGGCUGAUGCCAUGCUGCAGGCCCUGCUGGGGGGGAAGCACAAGGUGACCAUGGACCUGAGGUCCAACCUGAAGCAGGUCAAGAAGGAGGUCAAGGAGGAGUCGACGGAGGCCGGCGACUGGAGGAAGAACAUCGAGGACAAGGCCGACAGGAAGAAGAUGUUCGAGACCUCCUAAGACCCUCGGCCCCACCUUUCACCCCCCCCCCCGACUGAGUGUCUGUCUGCCCACAGGGACGACAGCUAAGACGCUUCCUUGUUGUUUUUAAAUAGUUUCUGUGAUACUGAGAGACUGAGCUGAGACAAUUAAA